Sitodiplosis mosellana (orange wheat blossom midge) is the source of this 2259-nucleotide messenger RNA. RefSeq lists its product as uncharacterized. The record is from RefSeq and is a predicted model, not a curated record. The coding region runs from base 531 to 1385 and encodes 284 amino acids. The transcript is spliced from 4 exons. Lineage: Eukaryota; Metazoa; Arthropoda; Insecta; Diptera; Cecidomyiidae.
CCGAUUAGAUGCAGCUCCGAGCUUGCUCAUUCCCAUUCAACUGUUUUUGUGUACGCAAAUAUUCGAUCGCACUUAACCAACAAAUCGGUUUUUGUUUUUUGUUUGCACAAUUUUUAACCGGGAUGUUGUAAGAGAAAUUGGUGAAUCUUUUGAUUUUUAUCAACAACAAAAAACGACAAAAGAGAAGAAAAUUGGCAGUUAACACUGUAAAAAAAAUAUUGUGUUGAAUUUUUAGUUCAAAUUUAUAUUUUUUGUUUAAAAAAUUUGAAUUUUUACCAAACGACAAAAAAAAACCAGAAAAUUCAUUGAAACGUGUUAAUCGAUUUGAGUUUAGUCGAAAUGUUGAAAUAGCAAAGAGAAAGUCUAAGACAAAUAACAAAAAUAAAACCGUAAAACCAAUUUUGAUAACGGAGCGUUGGUCGAAAUUUGAGACGAAACAAUUUGUGACUUUUUCUGUUCCGUUUAAAUUUGGAAAUUUGUUUUAUUUUUGUGUGUGACCAAAAAUAAAGAGAAGCAUCAGUUUAGCCAAAAUGGAAUCAACAAAUGCUGUGAUGUUAUUAUUUUUGUGCAUGGCAUGUUUGGCUGGAAUCAGUGCCAAAACCAACACAGCCGGCAACACUGACACCGACACCAAUCGUUUAAAUGGUGAUUUUAACGAAUUAUCGUCCAACGAAUUAUCAACCGAAAUCGAUAACUGCCAUGAAGCAUGUUUACAAAAGUUUUCAUUGGACGAGGCUACAUGUGUGGAGGCACCUGUUUGUACAGAGUGCUGGGAAAGAUGCAAAAGUAUAUCGUCGCAUCAACAGGCAAUCGCUCAAAAUCAAUGGCAAUUACGGAUUGCAUCGAUGAUUAAGCAAGAAUUUCUUGUUGCAACGCAUUUGGCAUGGGAACCAACCAAUAAACUCAUCAAUUGCCUUGUCACAUGGGAGGUCUUCGGUGGCGGUUUAAUGGGCAAUCUAUUGACCGAUUCGGCUAAUGUUGAAUUAUCCCUUUGGCCAGACACAAAGUACCGUGUUCAAGUCACGUGUGCUCGCAAAGACUCGGGCAUUACAGUCAAAUCGUAUCCAUUGACGGUGGACACAAGUCAAGCAAUUAAAAUGAAACCCGAAUCGUCGUCAUCAUCGGAAAAUGAGGAAAACACUAAUGAGCUGUCAACAAAUGCAGAGCAAUCAAGUGACUUUGCUGAAAACUAUCGUCGUCGUCUAAUUAGUGUGAACGAUGCGGAGUAUCGGUACAAGUCGUUGAUGUUGGGUGUAUGCGCUGCACUCAUUGCAUUCCUCUUUAUAUUGACGGUGUUCUUUGCGAGCAGACGAAACGAUGACAAAACCAUCGAACAACAACAGAGCAGCGGGCUACUCAACGAAGUGAUCACCGUUCGCAGUUAGAUUGUCACACUGAAUUUUUGUAACAUUUUGAACAUUUUUUUCUUUGCUAUUACGAUUUUUUUUUCUCUAAGUUUAGCCAUUUAAUAAUCGUUAUUUUGAUCUAAGGCUCGUUUUAGACUUUAAUAACUUUAUUACCAUUUUUUUUCUUCAAAUUUCUCAUCUUUCUUCAAAAUCAAUUCAUAUUUUCCAUUUUUUGAUUCUGCUCAUUUAUUAUUCAAUUAUAUAAACGAAAAAUAACACAAAAUUAUAGCCGAACCAAAAACCGUUUCAUUUGCGGUUUUUACGUUUUGUAUUUUUUUCCCCGUCGAAUCGCAUUUAUUAAUAGUAGAGAGGAAGAAGGGUAUAAGACAUUUGUACAAAAUACAAAAAAAACAGACAACAGAGAAUGGAGAACUUUUAGUAAUUUUAAACGUUUCAAUGUUUAGCGCUUAGGAGAUUUCAUUCAUAAGAUAAGAUUUAACGAUUACAUUGGUGCGAGAAGCAGCAGCAGCCGCAUAGUAAACGAAGAAGAUGUAAAUUAAAAUUUCCGCUAUGGAAAUCACUUUCAUCGUGUAUAUAGCAAUAUAAUGUAUAAAAUCUAGUCCGUUAAUUGUGUAAAAUAAAGGAAAAUGAAGUAUGAAUGCGUUAAGAUUAAAUAAUUUAUUAUAUCGAUGUCAAUAUUAUGGUAAACUAUUUUCAAACAAAAGAACAACCAUCAUUCAGAGUAAGGAAAACUGUGUGAAUAAUAUUGUUAUAAUGACAAAAAACAAAAUCGAUGAAAAGAGAAACAGACAGAAAGAAGAAAAAAAAACCAGCAAGCCCAUUGAUGGUGUGGACUGCACACAUAUGAUCAAUGGCGAAUAUUCAAAAAUAAAAUGUUGAAAAAGAAAUGACA